Amaranthus tricolor (Joseph's coat) is the source of this 1040-nucleotide messenger RNA. RefSeq names its product aquaporin TIP2-3. Bases 55 to 789 code for a protein of 244 amino acids. The record is from RefSeq and is a predicted model, not a curated record. Lineage: Eukaryota; Viridiplantae; Streptophyta; Magnoliopsida; Caryophyllales; Amaranthaceae. Gene Ontology annotation, cellular component: plant-type vacuole membrane. The transcript has 3 exons. Gene Ontology annotation, molecular function: water channel activity. Gene Ontology annotation, biological process: water transport; transmembrane transport.
GCACACAACUAAAUAAUUCUUUUAAUUGGAGUGUGUUUGUUGAUUAGGGCAAGAAUGGUGAAGUUGGCAUUUGGAGAUUUUGGUGACUCUUUUAGUGCAGCCUCAAUUAAGGCUUAUUUGGCUGAAUUUAUUGCUACUUUACUCUUUGUGUUUGCUGGGGUUGGAUCUGCAAUUGCUUUCAGCAAGUUAACUUCAGGAGGAGAUUUAGACGCAGCAGGACUAGUAGCUGUGGCCGUGGCUCAUGCAUUUGCCCUAUUUGUUGGAGUUUCUAUUGCAGCCAACAUUUCUGGUGGACACUUGAACCCAGCUGUCACUUUCGGAUUGGCUGUUGGAGGCCAUAUCACCCUCCUUACUGGCUUUUUCUAUUGGAUUGCCCAAGUACUUGGUUCAGUUGUUGCUUGCCUCCUCCUUCAAUUUGUUAGCAAUGGCAUGAGCAUCCCUGCUCAUGGAGUAUCAGGAAUAAGUGCAAUUGAGGGAGUUGUGAUGGAGAUUGUGAUUACCUUUGCACUUGUUUACACAGUGUAUGCUACAGCUGCUGACCCAAAGAAGGGCCAAAUUGGUAUCAUUGCUCCAAUUGCUAUUGGUUUCAUUGUUGGAGCCAACAUCUUGGCUGCUGGCCCAUUUAGUGGUGGUUCAAUGAACCCAGCCCGCUCCUUUGGCCCAGCUAUUGUUAGUGGUGAUUUAUCUCAGAGCUGGAUUUAUUGGGUUGGCCCACUUAUUGGAGGUGGACUUGCUGGCCUCAUCUAUGGUGAUGUCUUUAUUGGUCCCUAUGAAGCUGUUUCAUCUUAAACUUAUGUUUAAGCUUCUUUAUUUUCUCUGGUUUUUCACUUCUUGAAAGGAAUGCCUGUAAAAAAAUUUGGUUUCUUUGGUGGAAAAUUUGCUCUUGUAAUCUUCAUUGAGGGGAAUGCCCUAAAAUUUGGCUUAUUGAUGUUAAAUGUAUUGAAUUUUUCUUCUUUUUGUGUGAUAGCAUGUAUAUAAUAAAAACCCAUGAAGUAACAAAUUGCACCUUUUACUUAUAACAAUUGCGCAAUCGCAUCUUA